Molecule: messenger RNA, 7297 nt
Organism: Oryza sativa Japonica Group (Japanese rice)
Lineage: Eukaryota; Viridiplantae; Streptophyta; Magnoliopsida; Poales; Poaceae
Source: RefSeq, a predicted model, not a curated record
UUGCAAAAGCUUUUGACAUGUUUUCUUUCUACGAUUCUCUAGAGUCACAUGAUAAGGAUUCCAAUGAACUCAGAACCUUUUUGACAGUCAUAUGAGAAUAAUGGCUCUCUGCUACCACCAUUAGUUUCUCCAAAUGCCUGUGCAAGUAGGAUCAACACCUGAAAUGAAUGACUUCGGUCAGGCAGUGUGCUUGAGACAAACAGACAUAAAAUUGUCAGUUAGCUUGCAAACCGUGAGUGGUUCACCGUGUAGUAUCAGGUCUUGCGAAUUUGUUGUUUUUAACUCAUAUCAAAUUUGUGUGACUGGCUGCAGUGAAGCUUGUCUUAAUGCUUCAAGUUAUCUGCAUAUGUUAUCUAUGAUAUGCAGUGGACCUGGAAUGGCGCUUACAUAUUUCCUGUAUGAUUUUUUGUUUGAGUAUUCUCUGUUGAUAUUACUUUCAUGUGAAUCUGCAGUAACUCACACAUAUCAAAAAUGAGUUUUUACAUUACAUGAUACUUCAAAAUCUUGAGCAGAUACUACUGUUUUGAAGGUCAAGUUGUUUAUAAUUGUAUUUGUCUUAAAUUUUUUGAAUGGAAUUUUUUAUCUUUUGUUUUAUUACAAAUCUGAACCUUACCAAGAGCGGUUUAGCCGAUCACAAGGCUCAAUUCCUGCCAGCAACCGAGAACAAACAAGACUUGAGACAAAGAGAAUAUGAAAAUAAUUGCUAAUCUAAAAGGCACACAAAUAAUAGGGUGAGGUUCUGUAACACGCGUUGUAGUAUGUAUGCGCACGGAGCUAAACUAAUCUAAAUAAAACCUAAAUUGACACGAGGAGAUCCCACCAAUAUUUCAUAAUACCUCAUUCAGAUUGAGGCAGUUUUAGGUUUCAUACCAAGCCUAACACAGUUUCAUCUGCCUAUCCUUGAUAACCAUGCCAGCUUUUCCUUUUACAGGUUUGCAGCAGUAAAUUUUUCACCGUGCGAGUGAAAGAAUAGUAGAAAAACUAUUUCGCAGGAAGUCAACGGAGCUCAGAGAAACAUCUACAGCCUUACAGGUUAUGCUCAACUAUACUCUCAACAUCUCUGUUUUUUUUUUUUUGAGAAAACCCUCAAUUUCUCAUGGACACAAACCGUACAGCCAAGGGGCUAGACUGUUCAUGGAUGGGCCGGAAUUUUAGUCCAAUUCCACGGCUCUUACACGUGUAUGGUCCGUAGCUUUCAAGGUGACUACCUGAUGCUAUCGAUCGAGGAUACUUGAUGAACAGCAAGACUAAAGGCCAAAACCAUAAAUAACAAAGAAUAAUACCUAGAUGACCUUUCUGCGAACUAUACAUGCUCUCGGCCUCAGUGGGUUGUCAAUGAAUGACUGAAUGAUUCUGCCACUCUUAGGGGUUUGCAUUUUAUAAAAUGCAGGAUAAUUGCUUAUUUGCUCAGUGGAAGAUUUCGUCACGCCAAAAUAUGUUUAUCAAAGGAAGCUGCACCAGUCAACCUGUAAUUGAUUAAAAUAUCUUCAACAGGCUGCUCCAUUUAGUUUCCGCUUAAAGACUCAGGAUAACUGGGCUACCAUUUUUAUUUUUUUGGGGGAACUUUUACAUUUUAUUGAGCAAGAUAUUAUUGGUCUUGACCUUAUCCCUCACAACAAGUGAGGAACAUGUGCUACAGAGAGUUUUGAUAUCAUUGCAUUCAUCAUGCUUAGGUGUGGUAAGCUGAAAUACUGAGUUGCCAUGUACUCUUUUUUUUUUUUACCAGAUCCCUGUCUCUUCAACUGCAUGACCAUACUCUCCAAAUUGGUCUUUUAUCCGGAUAUUGCCCCUUUUUAUCACUUCAAUUCUCAAAAAAGUGUGUUCAUGGCCAUGUAUGCAGAUGUUGCAUCUAAAAUGCUUGCUCUCAUCAUAUAUCAGUGAAUAGUUUGUCUUCAUGCUAAUACCAGAUCAUGGUUCAUAUUGUUCUGUAAUGGGGGAUAUAUUACUGUGUAAAAGAAGUUCACUGUUCAGAAAGUAUAUUUGUUUAAGUACAAGCUCAGGUCAAUUAUUGCCCAUUUGUCUCAUGGAUCGCUUGGCUAUUUCUUUCGGUAUGGUCAUUCGUAUCCACAGAGUUCUCGACAGCUGACACCUUCUAUCAGCACUGAUUCUUGACUUAUAUGUGUUUUACAAGUCAUAGAAUAUAUUGACGUAUACUUCUUUUUUUUUUCCAAACGGCCAAACAGAUUAAUUGGCAUUAUAUUAAUAGAAGGGGUUUAAGUACACAGCCAAAGGCUGAAAGAAAAGGAAAAACUGUAUACUUUUGUUUCAUCUUUGAAUUAUGAGCACAUUUUUAUGCAUAUGCCACCACACUCUGCUUGUUAUGUACCAUACACUGUCAGUUCAAUCUCACUUUUGCUGUCCGAAAUUCUGAUGUGAAGAACAACUUUGAUCCUAUGAUGGACCAGAAGAAUAUAGUCUUUGCUCAGUGCAUAGAAAAAGCUUCAAAGAAAUGGUCCUCCAGUACAAAAUAACUAGCUCAAUCUUAAAAUCCUUGGUCAUGCUCAUGCACUCAUGCUUUAUUGUACUGGUCCUGCCAAGUAUGCAGGCAUUUUUGUUGUAACCUGGUUUACUCAUUUCUGGUUUCUGCCCAACUUGAUGCUGGACAAUGGCAGAAGCUGAUGAUGCCUGGAUAGAAAUUCUCUUGAGGCUGCUGGGAACUACUCUUGGAUUUAUUCAGCUCCUACAACCAUCAAUAAUGUACUCUAUUUCUAGACCUGGAAUGAUAUUAUUUUACUGUGAAAUGGAAAAUGACAGAACCCAUUUAUAGCUGCUCCCCUUGCUACACAUUUAGAGAUCAAAUCUUCGCUCUCACUUCAUCUUCAAGUCUUUCGUAUUGGCUGCUGCAAUUCAGACGCAGGACUUCUGGUCAGUUGUCGAUGCUAUAACUGGAUUGGUUUUCGCCUUUAAGCUGGAGCGUGGCACUGGCAGCUGCGGUGGUUUCAGAAGUUGCAUGGACCACUUGAGACGGUUUUUGUUGGAAGCUUCAGAGAUGGCGAGCAUCCAACCCUCGCGUGGCUGUACGUGCUCAGGGGCACUGUAGGGAUCGAUAACAAAUCUGCUACUAUUCAGGAUUACUUUCUCUGAGCUGCCAUGCAUCCGUGGGAAUUUUUGGGAUAAACUAAGCAGAAAGGAUGGGGCUUUGCACGACUUUUGACGGAGAUAACCCCGGUCGUGAUCUCUUGGUUCCAGGAUUAUGAUGCUAAUUGUUAAUUAUUGGCUGUGGCUUCAGAGUUCAGACGGAUUGGCCAGUUCUGGCAAGAAUGCUUACAUUCUCUCCUGCCAUCUGAGCAAAUGAUCAUUGGAAAUCGACUUCACGUGAUUGGCAUACAGAACUAUGUUCUUGAACACAUCAAAAGCAACCAAGGAAAAUAAAAGGAGUAGCUAGAUGGGGGAAAUAGAAGAUGGUAUUGCUUGUUGGACUGAAGGUGCAGGGUGCAGACACCCAAUGGAAAAUCUAGGAGGUAGAAGUGGGAACCAAUGUGCAAUCUCUUGCAUCCAGAUUCCAGCAUCGCCUUCGAAAGGCAUGCUUGGCGUGCCCAAGUACACACACGACAAGAGUCCCCUCCUCCCAACAUCUCUGAAACUGUCAGCUACUCAGCUCCACUCCUAGUAGCCCUCCUGGUGAACUGCACUUGCCAAUUGUCAUAUCUGAUGAACUGUGCAUUGAGAAAGGUGUGCAUUCCAGCUCAGAUUACAUACAUUCUCUUCGCCGUACAAGAGCACAAAAUCUAGCAGCAGCCGAAGAGGCAACGACCAGUCCACCACAUUGGAAUCGAACACUCCUAGAGCCACUGGUCUCCUCCUCUCCGAUUUGGAGUACCAAAGCUUGUCAAAAGAAAGGAACAAGAGCAGGGAAAAAAAGAGCAUGAAAGGGACAAAGAAAAACAAACAAAUUAGGGGCCGUAGCAUAUCGGCACCCAGCCCAAAAACGCAAGAAAAACGUCUUGGAAGCUUCUUUAUCUGCUGCCUGAGUGGCCAAUGGGAGUGAAGGAUCAAAGGAACAACAACAGGUCAGUAGUAGUAGUAGUACACUGUUGCAAAGGUGUGCCAACAUAAUAUAGUACACUCCUAUAUAAAUGAAGCUGGACUCAAGUUCAGAUGCCAGUAAACUGAUAAUAUCCUGAAAUUUUGAGUUCUGUUUAUACACACAUCCUCUAAAACUUCAAGUUUUUUUUUUAAAAAAAAUCUAGUACUUUGCAGUAGGAGCUAUACAUUGCACGGAAUACCAUGUGUUGAGUAGUAGUAGCCCUUCACAAAUUCACAUGCAUAAAUACCGCAGUGCUUCUUCCUCCCAAGGGUACUGUGUCUGCCUGUCUGUGUUGUUUGCCCUUCUUCCAUUUGCGCUCCUUCUCUUGGUUUUGCAAGAGCAACGAAAAGCAGAGACUGACCAUCCUAAGAUUCCUCUACACUUUAUUCUCUCCCAUCCUCACACGUAUUUCAUUUCACCUCCAUAGACUGAAGUUUUUGAAGGAGAGAGACCUCCCUCUCAGUCUUUCACUCGUGCUGCUGGCUCAGCUCAGCUCAGCUCAGGGCCUCUUCCUCCAAGAAGCUGAAGGCUAGUAGUAGCAUCACAUUUGUUCUCCUCCCUUUGCUUCAGAAGCCAGCUAGAACAUUAGUGUUACCAGCCUCUUUCCUCCAAAGAGAAUCCAGAUUUUGUUCUCAUUCUCAAUCCUCCUCAUCUUCUUUCUCUCUCUGUGUGUGUCUCUCUUCAUCCUCUUUCCAUCAAAUCACAAUCUUUGUUUAUAGAGAAACAAACAGUGGCCAGCCUCAUUGUCUUCUACCUCUUCUUGGCCCCUACCUGCCAUCAAACUGCCCAUUUCGCUGCAACCAACAGUUUGUUUGGCUGCAUGAGUGUUCCCCUGAGAAACAAUGAGAGAUGGCAGCAACACUACCAAGAAGAGCAAGCUGUCAUGGUCCAAGAGCUUAGUGAGGAAGUGGUUCAACAUCAGGAGCAAAGCCCAUGAUUUCCAUGCUGAUGAUGUAGCUGCAAUUGGGAGGAGAGGAGGUGAUGAUGAAUGGAGGGGAAGCAGCUUCACCCGGAGGGAACCAAGCACAGUCAAGAAGAGCAAAACAGAGAGGUCGUCGAGGAGGAGCCAUGAGCGGUCGAGGCGCGGCAAGAUCGACCUCGACGCCGCUGAGGCCACCGUAACAUUAGACUAUAAUAGGAUCUUUGUUGCCACAUGGAAUGUAGGUGGCCGAUCACCCCCAAACACCAUGAGCCUCGAGGACUGGCUCCAUGCUGCACCUCCUGCUGACAUCUACGUCCUUGGGUUUCAAGAGAUCGUCCCAUUGAAUGCUGGGAACGUUCUUGGGACAGAGGACAAUGGCCCGGCAAGGAGGUGGGUGUCACUGGUCAGAAGAACUCUGAACAACUUGCCGGGUACUAGUGGCAAUGGUAGCUUUCGGACGCCAUCUCCGGCGCCUGAUCCUGUGGUGGAGAUGGAUGAUGACUUUGAGGGAUUGUCAUCGAGGCAGAACAAUGCGUCCUUCUUCCACCGCCGGUCAUUCCAGGCCGGACUUAGCCGGAGCUUGAGGAUGGAGGGUGACAUUCUUGCACCCCAGCCUAGGCUGGAACGGCGGUACAGCGUCUGCGAUCGAGCUAUCUAUGGCCGUCGGCCUAGCGACUACGAGGCCACCUGCCGGUGGGGUGGCUCAUCGGACGAUGAGAACAACACUGGUGAAUCGCCAAGUACAGUUUAUUCACCAAUGUCGUAUGGAUACGGUAAUCCGUCAUCUCUGGAAGAAAGCCAUAGACCGGCUGGUCAUACUAGAUAUUGCCUAGUUGCAAGCAAGCAAAUGGUAGGAUUGUUUCUGAUGAUUUGGGCCCGGAAAGACAUAAGGGAUGACAUUAGAAAUCUGAAGGUUUCUUGUGUUGGGAGAGGAUUGAUGGGCUACCUUGGAAAUAAGGGUUCGAUUUCGAUUAGCAUGUCAUUGCACCAAACAAGCUUCUGCUUCGUCUGCAGCCACCUGACAUCAGGACAGAAGGAUGGUGAUGAGAUGAGGAGGAAUUCAGAUGUAUUGGAAAUCCUUAGAAAGACCAGGUUUCCAAUGGUUUAUGGACAGUAUGAGCGUUCACCAGAAACUAUCUUAGAGCAUGAACGAAUCAUCUGGCUUGGGGACCUAAAUUACAGAAUCGCGCUUUCCUACCGAUCGGUGAAGGCCCUCGUGGAGAUGCGCAAUUGGAAAGCAUUGCUGGAGAAAGAUCAGUUAAGGAUUGAGCAAAGAGGUGGGCGAGUAUUCGUUGGGUGGAACGAGGGGAAAAUAUACUUCCCGCCAACAUACAAAUACUCGAAUAAUUCCGACAAGUACGCUGGGGAUGACAUGAACCAGAAGGAAAAGAAGAGAACGCCUGCAUGGUGUGAUCGUAUUUUAUGGUAUGGAAGGGGCCUUAGUCAACUGUCAUAUGUUCGAGGUGAAUCUCGCUUUUCAGAUCAUAGACCGGUCUACAGUGUCUUCAGUGCAGAAGUAGAAUCAAUCAAUCAUAGUAGAAUCCAGAAGAUGAGUUGUUCAAGUUCACAACUGGACAUUGAGGAAUUGCUGCCCUACUCAUAUGGAUAUACUGAUAUUAAUCCAUAUGGAUACACUGACCUGAAUUUCUACUGAAAGUAUUUGAGAACUUUGAUUGGCAUCCUCUGAAUGUUUACUCCUGCAGCUAUUGAUGAAGUGGCUGCAUUGUUGAUGGAGAUCAGAGGACCAAGUGAACAGGUUCACAUUGAAUGUAGCAAAAUCCCAGAACAGCACAUUGCACAUCUUCAGAAGUUCACCAAGCAUUUGAAUAGUUCGCAAGAUCGAUUCAUUGUGACAAAGCCAAGGUAUGGACCAUGUUUCACUGAACCCUGAACAAAGUUAAAUAGAUGCUGCAACUAGUGGGGAUGGUGUGACUCAAAUUAUGAAACUGACUCCAAAGAGAAUAAGGAACCGAGAUGACCACUUACACAGCAAAAGGAGAGGAACAACGGCAGAUAGGACGAUCACUCAAUCAUAAGUACAGCAGACUUUGGCCACCAACAGCAAAGAUACUACUGAGUACUGACAACAACGGCAAGCGUCCACCAGAAUUUUCAUCUGUACAUUGUAGUGCAGUUAUUUUUUCUUCUCUUUUUUCUCCUUUUUAUUCCCUGGUUUUGGACUGUAACGAACAAGUAGAAACCAUUUGCAGUUUUGCACAGUGCAUUGCACUUCUUUGUGUGGGUAUUUUAAAGCUGUAAGAAAGGGCUAUGAAUGCCUGCAUUGUCCAUAUCAUUUCCAUGGAUGGAAAAAGGAUGUAUAGGCUAUCAUUGUCAUGUUUUUGUUUUCA